Messenger RNA from Meleagris gallopavo (turkey), 1413 nucleotides. It is a transcript of the gene RAP1A, whose product is annotated as RAP1A, member of RAS oncogene family. The record is from RefSeq and is marked provisional. Gene Ontology annotation, cellular component: membrane. Gene Ontology annotation, biological process: Rap protein signal transduction. Lineage: Eukaryota; Metazoa; Chordata; Aves; Galliformes; Phasianidae. Gene Ontology annotation, molecular function: GTPase activity; GTP binding.
GUGCCCUCGUAAGGAGCCUGGGAAACCCUUCAGUAGUGCUGUUAACACUGAUGAGAGAUCUUUUAUGCCAAGGUUGCUGGUACCUGAGCAGCCCACACCAUGCGUGAGUACAAGCUGGUGGUCCUUGGCUCAGGAGGUGUGGGCAAGUCUGCCUUGACUGUACAGUUCGUUCAGGGAAUUUUUGUUGAAAAAUAUGACCCAACAAUAGAAGACUCAUACAGAAAGCAAGUGGAAGUAGACUGUCAACAGUGUAUGCUUGAAAUCCUGGAUACAGCAGGGACAGAGCAAUUUACAGCAAUGAGGGAUCUCUAUAUGAAGAACGGCCAGGGGUUUGCACUAGUAUAUUCAAUAACAGCACAGUCCACGUUUAACGACCUACAGGACCUGCGGGAACAGAUCUUACGGGUGAAGGACACUGAAGAUGUUCCAAUGAUUCUGGUUGGCAAUAAAUGUGACCUGGAGGAAGAACGCGUAGUCGGCAAAGAACAGGGUCAAAACUUAGCAAGACAGUGGUGUAACUGUGCCUUUCUAGAAUCGUCUGCAAAGUCUAAAAUCAAUGUUAAUGAGAUCUUUUAUGACCUGGUCAGACAGAUAAAUAGAAAAACACCAGUGGAAAAGAAGAAGCCUAAAAAGAAAUCAUGCCUGCUGCUUUAGACUCCCAUGGUGCAGCAGCUCUGAGCCAGAUUGCAGGAAUGAAGAACUGUUGCCUAAAUGGAAAGUGCCAGCGUUCCCAACGUCACCACCUUACAGAAAUUAGUGACAUAUCUGAAGGAGCUUCUCCUGUUUUUGUAUACGACGAGAAGAAUUUAGAUCUUAAAAUGGUUUGCACACAAUCCCUGGAAAAAGAAAUUGCUCUCUGUAUAUCUCUUGGAAAUUGAAGACAGUAGCAUUUCUCCUUUGCAAUAGCAGUUAACAGAUGUGAAAAAUAAAUAUAAUUGACUGUAGCGUAUGAUUAUACAAAGGAGCAUGGAUGCAUUUCAAAUGUUAGACAUUGCUACUAUAAUUAAAAUUUCAUAUUGACCCUUAUAUCAUAAUUUCUCCCCAUCAAGCACUAAAAAUGUUCCACCAUUAUAUUUUAUAUCUGUAACUAUAGAUAUAUAUUAUCUGAGAUUUCCCUUUGAACUCACUGCAGCAAAUAACUUUUUGAGUCAUUGACUUCAUUUUAUAUUUAAAAGUUACAGAAUAUCAUUAUUUUCAUUCUGCCAUUAUAUUCUAAUUAAAAAUGUUUGUGCAUAAUGCUUUGGAAAAAUGGGUCUUUUAUAGGAAAAAAAACAAAACUGGGAUAACUGAUUUCUAUGGCUUUAAAAGCAAAUAUAUAUAAUAUACUAAACCAACUCUAAUAUUGCUUCUUGUGUUUUACUGUCACAGAUUAAAUUACAGCUUUUAUGAAUGAUUAAAUUUUAGUACAUUUUC